Molecule: messenger RNA, 4299 nt
Organism: Ruditapes philippinarum (Manila clam)
Lineage: Eukaryota; Metazoa; Mollusca; Bivalvia; Venerida; Veneridae
Product: heat shock 70 kDa protein 12A-like
Exons: 7
Coding region: 1534-3330 (598 amino acids)
Molecular function (GO): ATP-dependent protein folding chaperone; ATP binding
Source: RefSeq, a predicted model, not a curated record
AAAUGUUGCAUUUAUAAACUAAUCCGAAAAGCCAAAUUCAGCUCUGAAAGGGUCCAAAAUCACACACCUAUUGUUGGUAUUUCGAAUGUUCAAUAAUAAUCGUUUUCGUUACAUGUCUUUUAUGUCGGUCAAAAACUAUAUAUGCAAAAUGUAGCUUAUGUUAAACUGACUGUUAUUUAAUUGAAUAUUGUUUGAUUUAAAAACUUUACUUGACAUGAGGUACAAGUUUGAUACGUAAAUUUACAUAUGAUAUCACACUUAUCAACAUUUAUAUAAAUGAAGUUGAAAAACAUUCCCAUCGCAAAAGAAAGAUUUAAAUUAAAUUUUGACUUUUAUAUCAUGCUUUUUCUCAAAGGGACCUGGCACAGAGUUGGGAUAGUGUAAAAAAAGUAAUUCCAGAAAAAAAUGUAUAUAUAGUUUAUAUAUAAUAUAUAGACUAUAUAAACUGUAUAUAUUUUUUUCUAAAAUCACUUUUUACACUAUCCCAACACUGUGUCGGGUUCCCUUUCUUUGUCUCAAGAGACCGUUUCAUUAAAGGACCGUUUUGGGUGUUUCCCUUGCGCGGUCGCUUAAUGCACGUUUGACUCUAUGAUGUAUCUCUCACUUUAACACAAAUUAAAGUAGCCAUCACAACUUUCUGUAGCCAAUACCACUUGGUGUAGCCAACACAACUUUCGGUAAACUUUGUUUAGCCAUCACAACUUUCUGCAACCAGCACAACUUAGUGUAGCCAACACAACAAUAAGCGCUACGUAAGUACGUUUGUCCACUAUCGCAAAAUUCUAGAAAUAACUUGUUCAAGACAACUUUACUUGCUACAACGCCAUGAUAAUAAAUUGGCUCCGUUGCUUUCUUUUCUUCAAUAACACCGAGAUGUUUUGAAUCACCAUCUACUUGACAUUAAGAUAUUUAACUUCAGACAUUUAGCUCAAGGAUGUAGAAUAUUUGUAAAGAUAUUCUGUAAAAGCUGGUGCCGUUUGUUGAUCCUGCAUAUAUGGUCACUUUUAAGUACUCAAUCAACUUUCGGCAUUUCGGUCUUCCUCCAACAUUAAAGCUGGAAAGUCGCCAUAUGACCUAUAUUGUGUUGGCGCAACGUUAAUAUUAUAGCAUGUCAUACAUUCAGUUUGAUCUAUGAAUACCACAGAUUAUCAAAUAUCAUUUAGAGUUAACGACAAUUUAUACAAAAACGUAUCGAUCUACUUGACAUAUUUCUGUACUAAAUUAUGAAUGUUUAAUUGAUUAAUUGCUUUAUCAAAAUAUCUCAUUUGAAAUGUAUUUAAACAAUGACCUCUACUUAUAAAUUUUUAUUAAAUCAAAUAGGGUAGCAGAUAAGAUAGAUUAUUCAUGUACAUGAAGUUACAAUCUUUAAAUAGACAAACCAGGAAGUAUAAUAUGCUUUAUAUUUCAUAGAAGUACUAACAAAAAUGUCCGAAAAAAUGGUUAUGUAAAUUCUGGCGAUUGUAAUGAAGGGAAUAUAUACAUAUUGCUGCAUCAAUCGUUAGCUGCCUAGAUCAAAAAUACAAAAGGUUGACGAUGUCGGGUGCAAAAGGUAGUACAAAGGGAGGACCAAGCAGUAAGGGAGAUAAAUUGGUCGUUGCAGCUAUUGACUUUGGUACGACUUACUCUGGAUAUGCAUUCUCUUUAAAACACGAGUAUAUUAAAGACCCUACAAAAGUUUAUGCUCAGACAAAAUGGAUCGCUGGUACAGGAUCCUUGAUGUCAUUUAAAACACCGACAAUUCUUCUCCUAAACAAAGACAAGACAUUCAAAGCUUUUGGGUAUGAAGCAGAAACCGAGUAUGGUGAACUAGCGAUUAAUGGGGAACACAAGGAUUACUAUUAUUUCAGACGCUUUAAGAUGAUGCUAUGUAAUUCAAUGGGAUUAAAGCGAGAUAUAGAAAUAACAGACGAAUUUGGUCAUAAGAUGAAGGCUCUAGAGGUGUUCGGUAUAGCUAUCAAAUACUUGAAAGAUCACCUUAUGGGAUGUCUACGUAACAUAUUACAUGAUAUAGAUGAUAAUGACUUACGAUGGGUGUUAACAGUCCCUGCCAUAUGGAAUGACGGCUCUAAACAGUUCAUGAGAGAGGCAGCAGAAAUUGCUGGAAUAAAGACAGAAAAUCUGAUUAUCGCCCUUGAACCGGAAGCAGCCUCGUUAUUUUGUAUGCAUCUUCCGGUUGACAAAAUGUCAAUUGAGGGGAACAUGUCCGGUUCCAUGCGUGUAUCUCCGUUUUCUAAAGGUAGAAAAUACAUGGUGGUUGACGUUGGAGGCGGAACAGUUGAUAUAACUCUACAUGAAGUCGUUGAUUCGGACAAACUCAAAGAAUUACAUUCAGCGAAUGGUGGCGCGUGGGGAGGCACGACAGUCGAUGCUGCUUAUGAAAACUUUCUCGCGAAAAUAACAGGAGAAAAAACUUAUAAGCGAUUCAAAACAGAAGCUGCAGAAGAUCACAUCGAUCUGCUCCGAGAGUUUGAAACUAAAAAAAGAGGAGUAGUAGCUGGAAAAACUGGAAAAGAGACCAUAAAAAUCCCAGUUCGCUUGGCAGACUUGUAUAAAGAAGACACAGGCAAACUGUUUAAAGAUAGAAUAAGUGAGAUACCAGACUUUAAAGAUAAAGUUAAAUGGUUGAGUGAUAAAAUUCGAAUUGAUAUGGGAAUUGUAAAGUCGUGGUACGACGAAUCGUGUAAAAAUACUGUAAAACAUAUCAAGACGAUAUUUCAGGAUACGAAAAGUCAGGGAGUUGAUACAAUCUUACUCGUCGGCGGUUUUUCUGAAUCACCAAUGCUACAAGAAGCUAUAAGAUCAAGUUUUCAAGACAAAAGAUUAAUCAUACCUGAAGAAGCUGGUUUGGUGGUUUUAAAGGGAGCUGUGAUAUUUGGACAUAACCCAAUUACCAUAGUGUCACGUGUUGCAAAAUGUGCGUAUGGCAUCCGAGUAUAUCGUGAUUUUAAAGCUGGUGUACAUCCGGAAAACAAAAAGGUUCAAGUUGGAAAACGUGUUAAAUGCAAGGAUGUGUUUGCUUGUCAUGUAAAGAAAGGUCAAGAACUGGUUGUUGGUGAGGUGCAAUCAAAACAACGAUACACGCCACUAGAAGCAGAUCAAAUGACAUUGAUCUUUGAUUUAUACACAUCUACAAAGGAAGAUCCUCAAUACGUCACGGAUGCAGACUGCUCUUAUUUAGGUCAGCUGGAAGUUGAAGUUCCGGAUCUUUCUGGCGGGAAAGAUCGAGGUGUCUUUGUGAAACUGAUUUUUGGCGGAACGGAAGUCGUUGUUGAGGGAGAGGAUGAAAAAACGAAAAAGGUUACAAAGGCAACCUUUGAUUUUUUGCAGUAGCUGUCUCGAUAUUGUAGGAUAUUGCUGCAAAUUGUUUGUUACUUUGUGUUGUUUGUUUACGUGACAUAUUGUGCACUCAACAUUCUGUCUGCAAUUGUAAGUUAAUACUUUUUCCUUCGAGCAUUAUCUUAACAUUACGAACUGUGACAAUCGUUGAAAUAAUGUUAUAUUAAGGAAAACGAACACGUUAAUUUGAAUAAAAACAAAAAUGCAUUAUGUAGGGUGCAUCCAUCUCUUGGUAGGAUUGUCGCCGACGGUUCCUGUGCCGCUAAAGUCACUUGCCGGUACCUUGACCAAAGCACAUUUUCAACAUUGUUUGAUUUGAAUACGUGUGAGAGAGGGGUGUGAUGGAGGUCUUUAAUACCUUAAUGUGUGAGUGUGCAGCCAUUCAAUUGCUAAAGGUGAGCGUCUUCCCAGAAAGAACGAUUGAUUAGUACUAUAGUAGCCUGGUGACCUGAAUCAUGCCCAAAUAUCUUGAAUGGACUUGCUCUUCUUUCAAUAUGGUCAAUAUGGACAAAUCCAUUUAUCAUUAAAAAAAAUAUCACAAUACACACUGACUGAAUAUCGAACAGUUCAGAUCAUGAUCAGACAGCACGGAUGUACCUCUGCACUUGCCGUUUCCGGAAGUGAAACAAAUUCUGAGCAUGCGCAUAUACGGAACUCGUAAAAAGUAGCAACUUAGCUAGUUAUGGGAAAUGACUUAUAUAUAUUAUGUAGAAUAUGACUAAGGGCUAACCUGUGUAUAUACGUAAAGAGGCGAAGAUGAUAGGACGAAUAGGUUUUAAUGAAACUCUAGAUUAUUAAACUUGAACUAGAUUGUAGUAAGGUAGAAAAUGAGAAAUUUCGUGAUGAAAGUCAAGAGAAUCGAUAACAUUUUGUGUAAAUAAAUAUCAAAGUUAUAAUGUACAAAUGUACUAUAUUGAUUUACAUACACAUAAAAUGUAAUUUUGCAUAGCUCAAAAAGCAGUG